Molecule: messenger RNA, 957 nt
Organism: Hylaeus volcanicus
Lineage: Eukaryota; Metazoa; Arthropoda; Insecta; Hymenoptera; Colletidae
Exons: 2
Coding region: 1-957 (318 amino acids)
Molecular function (GO): nucleic acid binding
Source: RefSeq, a predicted model, not a curated record
AUGACCAGAGAAAUUUCGGAGUACGUACGUUCCUGUAUUGAAUGCCAACGCUACAAAGUCAGUAAUCUGAAACCAGCAGGAUUGCUUCAAACACCUGUGAUGCAACGAAGAUUUGAGGUAAUAGCUGUGGACCUCUUUGAACCACUACCUGCCACAAAGAGGGAUAACCAUUGGAUACUGAUAAUCGAGGACACCGCUUCUAGGAUCAUCAGCGACAACGGGACUCAAUUCGUGGGAGGGGUGAUGCAGCAGGUCGCCCACUGCCUGGGAAUUCAGCAAACGUUCACCCCUGUCUAUCAUCCAGAGGCGAAUCCCGUGGAAAGGAAGAACCGAGACCUCAAGGUUCAGCUUGAGAUCUACGUCAGAGGUGACCACGCUGCAUGGGACGAGCAACUUCCCGCUAUUCGCUUUGCCAUGAAUUCGGCAAAAUGCGAAUCCACUGGGUAUUCGGCCGUAUACCUCACAUUUGGACGAGAAUUACGCACCCCAGACGACACCAAUCGUGACCUCAGACAGAUUGUCGAGGAGGAAAACUUCCUACCGGAGGUCACCCCAAAGCUGCUCGCAUUAGCUGAUACCUUGCGAGUAGCUCAUCAGACACAGGAGGAACGACAGAUCCGAUGGAAGCAGUAUGCAGAUCAACGACGACGCGAGGGAGUGUACCAACCAGGUGAUCUCGUUUGGGUUAACACCCACACAAUCAGCAGACGGGAGCAGCGGUACCCAUCGAAACUCGCACCGAGGAGGGAUAGACCGUACGUCGUAAAGCAGCGCAAAGGUGCCCGCAGUUACAAGCUGCAAACCGGCCAGAGAGGCCGAACCUGUGGUCAUCGGGCUGUAUCAUACUUCAGCACUGAGCCCUUAUACUGGAGAAUGGCCACCUGUGCCGGUGGUACCGAUCCGCAGACGAGGACGACCCCGAAAGAGGAAGGCGGAAGAAGAAGAAGCCGGACCUAG